AUAUUAACAGUACUAAUUCAAUACAAAUUGUCUCAUUGGAGCAUGUAUCAUCAUUGCUAUGGUGAAAGGUGUCCUAUCUUAAGUUAGGCACUCAUUGACUAGUAAGUUGGGUUCACUGUAUUCUCUAUUCUGGUACUGUAGAGCUGGAGAGGAUAGCUUUGCGUGUCACGUAAGGAGGGACAAUCCAGUACUGGACAUGGAAUAACUUGAGAAGUCAACAUAACAUGACAAGCUGCUUAUUAACUGUGAAUGAUUGAAUUUGUAUAUAUAGGUGGCAUUGGAUUCCCAGACAGCUCUAUGAUGGCAUUUCAAUAUUUCAAACAAAGAUAUGAUUAGUGAAUAAGUGAAUCAGUUAUAAAUGCAAUUCUGCAGCACUUCAGAUCUUCCCAUGCAAAAGAGAAUCACAAUUAAGCCAAAGAUGAAGAGGAAACAAGUAUCCCUUGUUUUUGCAAUACUUCUGCUUAUCGCUACUCUUCCAAGUCAUUCCACUGCCUCUGUGGCUAUAGAUGCAGCGUCUGCAGAGCUUGAUCUGGAAACUGCACCAGCAAGAAAGAGUUUGGUGGCCACAAAACACAUGUUAGCUACUCGGCUCAAUUCCAGGAAGCUGGUUGCCGUUAAGAAUGUUCACAAAGUUCCAUCAGGGCCAAACCCCAUCGGAAAUCGGCAAUUACCACCAUUUACCCACUCAUGAAUGAGAGGCCGGCCGGGGACACUUGCCAUGGAUAUCAUGCUAAGCAAGCAGAAGUAAAAAUGGUUUUGACGAAUUUUUGGGACUAUAUCAGUCAGAUUAGUUUCUGGGAUUAGGGUUAAUGAUCAUUUGCUUUGCACUAGUUUUCAACCUAUUUUAUAACAUAAUUGCAGCAGUAAUGCAUGCUAUUGGGGCUAGCUUUUCAUUUUUAUGUUUUGAUAUUAUGUAGACCUGCACAGUCUAUUGCAUU
Molecule: messenger RNA, 938 nt
Organism: Rosa chinensis
Lineage: Eukaryota; Viridiplantae; Streptophyta; Magnoliopsida; Rosales; Rosaceae
Exons: 3
Coding region: 359-691 (110 amino acids)
Source: RefSeq, a predicted model, not a curated record